AUGGAUCAAGCGGUCGCCGUGCUGUUAAACUUCCCGCCACCGGGUGGGUUCGCCGACGACGCGCAGUACCACUCGGCCGCUCAGUCGCACGUCCUAGAGGUGGAAAAGCUAACCGCGAAGGCCGACUUCAACAAAAGCUAUGCUGCUCAGCUCCUCGAUCAUGUCAAUCCAGCCCUCAAUUCCAUCUCGUACCUUAGCCUGCUCCUUGCCGUCCGGGGGGCCAACAGCCUACCGCAGGCCGAUCUCUUGGCCAAAUUCUCCGUCUUCCUCUGCACAUUCGACGCCCGCCAAAUACGUUACAGAAGCUCAGCCUUCUCGGUCGUUCUCGACUUGCUCGCUAGCGGGAGUCUGUUUCCGGCCUCGGUUGCUGUUGAUCUUCUCACAACAGCCCUGCUCCGGCUUGAUCCAACGGGGUCGGUGCUCACCCCCCACCAUGUUGCUCUAGUCAAACUCGCAUACACGACCGACGCCGUCGAACCAGCACUGCCUCUCCUCGAGAAGGACAUCAUCUUCUACCCCGGCGUGAAGGGCCUGUUGGAGACGCGGCCUCUGUCAGACCCGGACCUGCCACCCGCAGCGUACAUGAACCGAGAGCCUGGAGUACAGAAGUCGCUCAGCCACAGCGACAUUCUUGAAUACGAUCUCCUCCGUGCGCUGUGCUUCAUUCAGCGGAGGGCAUGGCGGCAGGCCUUUGACGCUCUGGAGCGUGUCCUCACAUACCCCGCCAGAGACAGUCACUCAUGCAGCAAGAUCAUGGUGGAGGCGCACAACAAGUGGAUUCUCGUCGGGCUGUUACUCAACGGCAAGGUACCCACAAUGCCGGCCACCAUGGCGGCCGGAGCUCAGAAGUCUCUCGCCGCCCUGGGCAAGCCCUACCAGUCGAUCGGCAAGGCGUUCGAGGAGAACACGGCCGAGUCGCUCAAGGCCGAAUACGAGAGCCUGGGCGCGCAGUUCUUCAGCCAGGAGAACAACCUCAACCUCAUGCGGCUGGUGAUGCAACACUACCAGCGGUGGCAGAUCCUCAAUCUGCGCCAGGUGUACACCAAGAUCUCGCUUGAGCAGAUACGGGCGCGGACGCAGAGCGCCGAGACGGCCGCGCCGUUGGCAACGGAGGCCGAGAUAGAGAAGCUGGUGCAGGAGAUGAUUGACGAGGGCAUGUUGAGCGGCGUGAUUGAGCGGCCGGAUGGCGGGCUUGCUCACCUCAUCUUCGUCUCGCCGAACGAGGAGCUCUCCGAGGCUGAGUUCGCGCAGAAGAUGAUGCGCACCGCGCAGCGCCUCAAAGAGCUGGAGCCUCUUGUCAAGGCGGCCAGCGAGCGCCUGGGCACGAGCCGCGACUACAUCAAGUAUUUGGCCGGACAGCAGAAGAAGGAGAAAGACGGGUGGCGCGACUACGACGCAUCGUUCGUCAACACAGUCGAGGACGAGGACUUGAUGACGGGUGUGGUUGCAGGCUACUAA
This is a messenger RNA of Chaetomium strumarium, 1458 nucleotides long. RefSeq lists its product as uncharacterized. Gene Ontology annotation, cellular component: COP9 signalosome. Bases 1 to 1458 code for a protein of 485 amino acids. NCBI's taxonomy places the organism in Eukaryota, Fungi, Ascomycota, Sordariomycetes, Sordariales, Chaetomiaceae. The transcript is spliced from 3 exons. The record is from RefSeq and is a predicted model, not a curated record. Gene Ontology annotation, biological process: ubiquitin-dependent protein catabolic process.